Fragaria vesca subsp. vesca is the source of this 1265-nucleotide messenger RNA. RefSeq names its product aquaporin NIP2-1-like. Gene Ontology annotation, molecular function: channel activity. Bases 57 to 875 code for a protein of 272 amino acids. Gene Ontology annotation, cellular component: membrane. NCBI's taxonomy places the organism in Eukaryota, Viridiplantae, Streptophyta, Magnoliopsida, Rosales, Rosaceae. The transcript has 5 exons. The record is from RefSeq and is a predicted model, not a curated record. Gene Ontology annotation, biological process: transmembrane transport.
ACCAAACUUACAAACAAUAUUAUUCCAAGUAUCUAGGGUUGCUAGAGAAACGAGAAAUGGCAAGAACAGAGCUAGUUUCAGUAGAGAACCCAAUAGUUGAACAUCCAUUUUACCCCCCUGGGUUUUUGAAAAAGGUGGUGGCAGAGAUAAUAGCUACGUUUCUGCUGGUGUUUGUGACAUGUGGUUCGGCUGCUCUCUCUGCCAGUGAUGAACGCAAAGUCUCAAAGCUUGGAGCUUCAAUGACCGGAGGGCUUAUAGUGACGGUGAUGAUCUACGCAGUCGGGCACAUCUCUGGGGCACACAUGAACCCGGCCGUCACUCUUGCUUUCGCUACUUUUAGACAUUUUCCAUGGAAACAGGUGCCAGUUUAUGCAUUAGCACAACUAAUUGGAUCAAUAUCAGCCUCAUUUGCUGUGUCUGCAUUACUGCACCCCAUUAAGCAUGUGGGAACUACAUCACCUUCUGGAUCAGAGCUUCAAGCUCUGGUCACAGAGAUAAUCGUGACAUUUUCUAUGAUGUUCAUCACUUCAGCAGUUGCCACCGAUACUAAAGCUAUAGGAGAGCUAGCAGGUAUAGCAGUUGGGUCUGCAGUAUGCAUAACAUCCAUCUUUGCUGGACCAAUAUCAGGUGGAUCUAUGAAUCCAGCCAGGACAAUCGGACCAGCGCUUGCUAGUGCAUACUACAACGGGAUAUGGAUCUACAUGGUCGGACCGGUGAUCGGAGCACUACUAGGGGCAUGGUCUUACAGCUUCAUUCGGGUGAAUGACAAGCCUGUUCAGGCCAGUCCACCACGUUCACUUUCACUCCAGCUUCGUCGAAUAAAGAGCGAUGUGCAGGCUGCUUCCAUCUGCAAAGAUCCUCUAGAUUUUGCUUGAAAUUAAUUUGCAACUCUAUAUAUGCAGGAAGAAAAUGAUUCUAGGCCUCAAAUCUAUGUGGCAUGUUAAAUAACUUAGAACUAGUUUGGUAUUGUUGUGACUUUAAAAAUAAAAAAAAAAUAAAAAAAAAAAACUGUUGUUGUUGUACUAUGAAAAUAAUCAGCUGUGAAUAAAAACAGUUUUUUGUUUGGUAAAAAUUAGUUUUAAAAAUGCUGCCAAGAUAAAAUUUAUUAAUUUUUAGUGUUUUUAGUGACAACUGCCAGUACCUGUAAUUUUAAAAUAAAAAAAACUGUUUUAUUUUCAUUUACCAAACACUAUAAAAUCUAAAAGUUUGGAUAUAAACUGUUUUUUUUAAAACGAUUUUUUUAAUAUUGUUUACACCCAAAUUAA